GUGGAGCAAAUAAAGCAACUGCGACACAGAGCUCUGAGGAUUUAAACUUGAAUAACACUCUGCUUCUGCUUUUCUCUUGAAAUCAGGCAGAUGUUUAGAUAUGGUAGAAAUGUCGGGGAAAAUGCAGCUCGUUAAAUUCUCACGGGUUUUUCUGUGUCUCGUGGUUUUCAGGGAUCUUUGGCCAACAUAUUCAGAUGCAUUGGCUGUCUCACAAGGAAAACUCUUGCGCCCGACUUUAAUCACCACUGUUAGUGAUGCUAACUUGGUAUAUGAGUUUUUACUGAGAGGACUUGUGAUUGAUGAAGAUGACAAUGUUGGAAUGCAGGACGAAGAAAUGGCAUCAAUGGUUAAGGGUCGAGUUUUCUUAAACCUUAUAAAUGAUGACAUACCCAAAACGGUGCCAGCGAUGGAGGAACUGCUGGUCCUGAUUGAAGAGGAAGAGCAGUCCUUUGAACAGGAUCAUUUUCAGACACUCAUUCUGGGAAUCAUCUAUUCAGCAUACCAGGCUCGUGAGAAGAAGGAAGAAAGUCAGCAGCAGGCGUGGACAGGCGUCCUCGGGCGUCUGGCAAAUGCCACUCUGGUUCAGCUACGGAAAUCCUGAGAUAUAGCACAAAAUGCAAAAAUCAAUCAGAGCCCCUAGUAUUUUUUUUUUCCAUCACAUAUGCAUGAAAUAUAAUAUAAUCAAUGUUAAGAAAGAAGUCUUAUUUGUGUGUAAUCUUUGCUUUCUUUAAGUAAAUAUAAAUGGCAAGAUGGAGACUGAAGAA
This is a messenger RNA of Hemibagrus wyckioides, 764 nucleotides long. Its product is annotated as protein FAM180A. The transcript is spliced from 3 exons. NCBI's taxonomy places the organism in Eukaryota, Metazoa, Chordata, Actinopteri, Siluriformes, Bagridae. The coding region runs from base 101 to 601 and encodes 166 amino acids. The record is from RefSeq and is a predicted model, not a curated record.